AGGAGUCUUGGCGGCAGGGCUUGGCUGGGCCGGUAGAGAUCUGGCCCCGAGGCGACGAGCCCUACCGAGAAACCCAGGCCCACCAGCACCAGCUUCUUCGCUGCCCCGUGGCGGAUGUGCGAGAGACUCCCAGCUUCACGGUCUUGCAGAAGCACAAAUUUGUCCCCUUUGCCUGUCACUCUAUCCAAUUGUCUUAUCUGAAGGCAUCACCACUUGCCCUUGUAUGCUCUCUUCAACACCUGGGCUGCAGAUUGACUGGCACCAGUUCUUCUGGACAAAGUGAAGCAAAUGUGUCCCAUGGAAGCUGUAAAACAGACACCAAUGAAGCCUCUCAGAAGCUUCUAGAGACUCUUGCUACUUCCCAAGUAGAGCCAGAGAGACCAGCUGAUUUAGAUCUCCUGAAGCUGGGGAAGGUGGCAGAUCUAUUCUUGGACAUGGGGCUAAGACCUGCUCAGAUAAUACACUUGUUCAGCUUGCAGCCAUAUGCACCUCCUCAGCUCAGGUUGGCUGUAGUUUCAGAGCUCCUUCUUCUGGGUUUAAGCACAGACGCCACACUAAAUGUCUUACAGAAGAGCCCUGAAUUGCUGGGAAUGUCAUCAAAGCAUAUAAAGGACCGUGCAGAUCUGCUGAGGAGGCUGGCGUUCAAGGAAGUGGGCCUUAACCAUAUGGCAGUUCAUUUCCCAAGAAUUUUUACCUUGCCACAAAAGAGAAUUGAGGUCAUAGAGAAUCUCCUCAAAGAAAAAUGCCUUUUCUCUGUGCAGCAGAUAUCAAAAAUUCUGCAAACAUGCCCAAAUAUUUUGCUGGAGGAGCUAGGUGAUGUGGAAUACAAAUUCCAGUUUGCUUAUUUCAGGAUGGGGAUUAAACACAGAGAAAUCGUGAAUUCUGGUUUGUUCCAAGCAUCACUGGCUGAGAUAAAAAACCGGGUUAUUUUCUUGGAGCGGUUGGGACUCUUUCAAACUCCUGACAAGAAAGGACAGACCCAGGUUGUCAACCCCAAACUGAAAAGCAUAAUCAGAGCUUCUGAAAGUGACUUUAUAGAAAAAAUGGCCUGUUCCUCAUUGGAAGAGUAUAAUAUAUUUAAGAAAUUGCUGGCCCGUGAAGAAGAACGGAGGCGGAAAGAGGAAGAAGCGGCAGAGAAAAACGAUCUCUCCGAUUCAGAGAGUGAUGGCGAAGGGUCUGAUUCAGACUAAGUACAUAAAAUUUAAAAAUCUCUGAAGUUU
Podarcis raffonei (Aeolian wall lizard) is the source of this 1220-nucleotide messenger RNA. RefSeq names its product mitochondrial transcription termination factor 4 (gene MTERF4). Gene Ontology annotation, molecular function: double-stranded DNA binding. Gene Ontology annotation, biological process: regulation of DNA-templated transcription; mitochondrial ribosome assembly. The coding region runs from base 435 to 1190 and encodes 251 amino acids. Gene Ontology annotation, cellular component: mitochondrion. The transcript is spliced from 4 exons. The record is from RefSeq and is a predicted model, not a curated record. Lineage: Eukaryota; Metazoa; Chordata; Lepidosauria; Squamata; Lacertidae.